CACACUGGUCUGUAAUCAGCGGGCGCCAACCAUUUUUUUUUUGUUGAGGAAAACAAGAGAAAAACAGUGGCAUAAAGAGCAUUCUCCGUCCGCUUUUCACUGGCAGUGCAGUACGAAAACAACGACGGAACAGUACAGAGAACCCAAUUAAUCCGACGCGUCAUUUCCUACCAUUUUAGUUUCUGUUAUAUGUGUGAUUUGUGCUGUGUCAGCGCGAAACAAAAUGAAGCUACUGCUCCUGGUGGCCACAUUGGCCUCCGUGGCCGUGGCAUUCACCUCCGGUGAGCCAUCAAUGUUGUCAGAGGAGUUCAUUGAUUUGGUGCGCAGUAAGGCCAAAACCUGGAAGGUGGGACGUAAUUUCGAUGAAUCCGUGACAGAGGAUCAUAUUCGCCGUCUAAUGGGCGUACAUCCGGAUGCGCAUAAGUUCGCUUUGCCCGAAAAGCGAGAGGUUCUUGGUGAUCAGUACGUAACUUUUGCGAGUGACAUUCCGGAGGAGUUUGAUUCCCGAAAGCAGUGGCCAAAUUGCCCAACAAUUGGUGAAAUUCGUGACCAGGGAUCAUGCGGCUCCUGCUGGGCCUUUGGUGCCGUAGAAGCCAUGUCCGAUCGAGUGUGCAUCCAUUCUGGUGGCAAGGUUAACUUCCACUUCUCGGCCGAUGAUCUCGUAUCCUGCUGCCACACCUGCGGCUUUGGCUGUAAUGGCGGAUUCCCCGGUGCCGCCUGGAGCUAUUGGACGCGCAAGGGAAUUGUCAGCGGUGGACCCUACGGAUCUAAUCAGGGCUGCCGUCCUUACGAGAUUUCGCCCUGUGAGCAUCAUGUGAAUGGAACCCGUCCGCCCUGUGCCCAUGGCGGUGGAACCCCCAAGUGCCAGCAUGUGUGCCAGAGCAGCUAUACGGUCAACUAUGCCAAGGACAAGCACUUUGGUUCCAAGUCCUAUUCGGUUCGUCGCAAUGUUCGUGACAUUCAGGAGGAGAUCUUGACCAAUGGACCGGUUGAGGGUGCCUUCACUGUCUACGAAGAUCUCAUCCUGUACAAGGAUGGUGUAUAUCAGCAUGAGCAUGGCAAGGAGUUGGGCGGUCAUGCUAUUCGUAUUCUCGGCUGGGGCGUUUGGGGUGAGGAGAAGAUCCCAUACUGGUUGAUUGGCAACUCAUGGAACACUGACUGGGGCGAUCGUGGAUUCUUCCGUAUUCUGCGUGGCCAAGAUCACUGCGGCAUCGAGAGCUCUAUAUCGGCGGGUCUGCCCAAACUGUAGAUUUAUAUGUAAAACUACGGCAUUGCGGCUGAUAUCAACACCCUAUUUUCUAUCGUCCCACUUUUAAUUUCCAUUCCAGAUCGCAAAUGACUUUUGUAGUUAAUGUAAACAACUAAACCUGAUUGAUAAUAAAAAAAAGUAUUGUAUAUGACUGUGAAAA
Drosophila eugracilis is the source of this 1409-nucleotide messenger RNA. RefSeq names its product cathepsin B (gene CtsB). The record is from RefSeq and is a predicted model, not a curated record. Lineage: Eukaryota; Metazoa; Arthropoda; Insecta; Diptera; Drosophilidae. Gene Ontology annotation, cellular component: lysosome. The transcript has 4 exons. Gene Ontology annotation, molecular function: cysteine-type endopeptidase activity. The coding region runs from base 224 to 1249 and encodes 341 amino acids. Gene Ontology annotation, biological process: regulation of catalytic activity.